ACAACCCGCCCAGGCCAUGGAGGCCCCCGAGGUCCCCGUGGGCUCCCUGGUUGACUUUGGGACGGAGCCGCCCACCGCCCCUCCCCUGGAGGCAGCGCCCUCAACACUGCAGGACGGGGAUGGCUCCCUGGGGGACGCUGCCUCAGAGAGCGAGACCACCGAGUCCGCGGACAGCGAGAACGACAUGGGCGAGUCGCCCUCACACCCGUCCUGGGACCAGGACCGCCGCUCCUCCUCCAACGAGUCCUUCUCCUCCGGCCAGAGCGCCGAGUCGGCCCAGGACGAGGACGCCCUGGCACUGCGGGAGUUCAUGCGUGGCUACGUGGAGAAGGUCUUCUCAGGAGGGGAAGACUUGGAUCAGGAGGAGAAGGCCAAGUUCGGGGAGUACUGCAGCAGCCAGGAUGGGAAAGGCCGCGAGUGGUUUGCUCGAUACGUGAGCGCCCAGCGCUGCAACUCCAAGUGCGUGUCGGAGCCGACCUUCUACCGGCUGGUGCAGUCCUUCGCGGUGGUGCUGUUCGAGUGUCAUCAGAUGGAUGACUUCGGACCUGCCAAGAACCUCAUGACCAUGUGCUUCACCUACUACCACCUGGGCAAGCCGCACCAGCUCCCCUCCGAGCCCAGGGAGAAGCCCGCGGGCAGCAUCGACUCCUACCUGAAGUCCGCCAACAGCUGGCUGGCAGAGAAGAAGGACAUUGCCGAGCGGCUGCUGAAGAACACGGAGAACGUGAAGGGCUUCUUUGGGGGGCUGGAGACCAAGCUGAAGGGACCCCUGGUCAGGAAGAAUGAGGAAGAUGAGAACAAGCCCAAGGACAAGCAGCCCAAGACUGUGACCGUGUUCAGCCCCGAGGACGAGCAGAAGGGGGAGAAGAUCUACCUAUACACACACCUGAAGCAGCAGCCCAUCUGGCACACGCUGAGGUUCUGGAACGCAGCCUUUUUUGACGCCGUCCACUGUGAGAGGAGAAAGCGCUCUCCCACCACCAGAGGGGAUGCUGGACAGCAGGAGAAGAGGGAGAGGUGGUGCCACAUGACGCAGGAGGAGCGGGACGACAGCCUGCGGUUCCACGAGAACAUCACCUUCGGGCAGCUGGGCACCUUCACGCACAACAUGCUGGCCUUCGGGCUGAGCAAGACGCUGUGCCGCGAGUUUCUGAAGAAGCAGGCAGUGAUCGGCCACCUGGACGAGGAGCAAUACAAGCUGCUCAGUGACCACAUUGAGCAGAUGGCCACUGAAUAGGAGACGGAGGGCCUGUGCUAAUGUCCAGGGCAGCCACUGGCUGUCCCCACCUCUGACCCUGCAUGACACCAGCGGCACCCAGGGCUGCGCCGCGCAGCCCUGGAACUAGCGGUUAGAAGAACCCGGCUGCCGUCCUCCCCUCCCUGCUGCCUGCGUCUGCCCCAUCCAUGUGCCAGAGUGUCCCUUGGGUCACAUGGCUACCACGAGGGACCUCUGCACCCUCAGUGCUAGGCUGUGAGUGGAGAGGGCGAAGGAGCCGCCUCUGCGCCCUGCUGAGGGCCAGAGGGGCAGGCUGGGCUCGGAGGUGGACAAGUGUGUGGGCACCUGCAGGGCCGCGAGUGAAGGGUGGGCACCGUGGCUGUGGGACAGUCCUGGAGGCCACCAGGGCAGGGUGGCUGGCCUCCCUGUGCAGUGGACUCUGCUCGCUCUCUGUCCCCUCUGUGAUGGGAACAGGAGUCACAGGAACUAUUUGAGAGAAGGAGAAAGAGACACUCGGGUAGGGGACACUCCUGCCAUCCCAGGUCACCCAGGGGUCUCAGCCUCCCAAACGCAGGGCCGCUGAGCUUCCUUCUAGAACUGAGGACGUCCCCAGUGCCCAGGAGCUGCGCCAUGGUCUAUCCCGUGAGAGGAGCAUGGGCAAGAGGAGCCUCACAGCAGCUGGGCAGUGGCGUCCUUCCCGGAGGGACGGCCCCAUGCUCGUGUCAUUGAAGGCAGGGACAUUGAAGACUCAUGUCAUUGAAGCAGCUCCAGCGAGGCUGCGGGCAGUGGGCAGCGUGGACUCUCAGCUCCGAGCUCUGAGCGCAGGCCUCCACCCCACAGCCUCCUCCGGGAGCCGUGGGGACCUCUGCAGCCCAGCCUGGGCCUCCGCGUGGCUCUCCCUCCUGCCCUUCGACGCCCUUCAGCCACAGCCAGGACCUGGGCUUCCUCUGCAUGUGCCAGGCCACCUGUGGGGACGGAGUGCAAGCCCCAGCGCCCGGCGUGCUGGCCCAGGCCAGCCCUUCCCCGUGUGGACAGCAGCUGGGUUCCCUCUGCCUCUGGCCGCUGCUGUUCUGGCCGCUGACCUUGACGCCAGCCGUGGGCUCCUCCUGGGCCCUCUUCCCUCAUCCCCCUCAGUGCACAGACUGAGCCACGGGCUCCCCCACGAGCACCACUGACCCAGUCUGCUGGUCACCCCUCAGGGCCCAGGAGCCUCCCUGCAGGAGCUCCUUCCCCAGCGUCCCGAGCAGACCCUGAGGCUAGAGCUGAUGUGCACAUGUCCUGAUGUUGGGUGACGAUGGCGGGUGGCCCCACGUGCUCUCUGGCGAAGGCUGCCUGCAGGAGGCGGGGGGCCUGGAUGCAUGCAAACCCCGACUACCCAGCGAUGCCACCAGACAGGGUGGGCUGCGGCCACUGUCUGGACGGUGCAGGCUGGUCCCAGCCACCGCGCGUCUCCACAGACUGGAAGACAGAGUCGAGCUGGUGAGGGUGCAAAGGGACUCUGCCCCGCAGCUACCGGGGAAGCUUCUCUUCUUAGUGUCCCCUCCUGGCUCCAGUGCCAGCCUCCUGUGACGUGCCCUCCCGACGGCCCUCAGUCGCCUGCCGUCGCCAAGCUGCCCUGGAGGAGCCGGCCCCGCCAGGCCCACAGGGUGACGUGGAGGUCUCUCCCGUGAUGUCACCAGUGUCACUGAACUGCGUGGGCUUCACGGCAUCCACGACACCCACCUGUGUGUGGAGAAGGCCAGCCACUCUGACCCUGCGGGCUUCAGAAGCACCUUGAGACCGGCCCCCGUGGGCCCUGGAGCGGCCGCUCGAGGAGGGACAUGGACGUGCGACCUCCCUUGAUCCUGGUUCUCGCAGACCCGGCUCAGAGCCGGGGUAAGUCUGACUCCGAGGAGCGUCACCCGCUGGGCGUGGCCCUCACAGCACAGCUGGAACAGAGCUGGCCGCUGGGGACGUGGCGGCCCAGUCCCUCAGGGUCUCCCCACUGUCCCCUGCCGACAGCUGGCUUUGGUGAGCAGUUCACUUUCAGGUAUCCCUGGCCAGUGUCUCCAGGAGGCCGGUCAGUGUGACCGGAAGGCCUCAGCUGGCCCCCUGAGGUGUCCUGUCCUCCCCUGAGCCUCCUCCCCAGGGCCUGGCCACAUGUAAUGACUUGGGCGUGACUCUGACACCCUGCUGGGCACCAGGCACUGCAGAUGGGCACAGGGGGUGCCUCCUGCUUCCGACGAGGAGCUUCCAGCCCCAGCAGGCCGCGCGCGGGCAGCUGGAGCUUCCAGGGCUGUCGUCAGAUUUCCUGCCGCCUGCCUGACCUCCAGGCCACGUGGCUCCUGCUGAGGCAAACAGUGCGAGCAGGACAGUGGGCGACGGGCCAGCACGUCCCUGCCGUGAGGCCGUGCCCGUGUCCAGGAGGGCCGUGCUCAGUCCAGCUUGCAGUCGGCUGUCUGUCGGGGCGGGGGCCUUCGGCUGAGAGCUCAGGACCACGAGAGGACCAGGAGAAGGGCCAGUCUCCAUCUGUACAUCAGCACCCGAUGCUCACGUCCGUCCACAGAACACGGGGCCUAGAACCAGGCCACAGCGGAGACCCGAGGCCUGUUCAGAGCCAGAGCCACGUCUGCCCAGUGUCCUCCCUGCCCUGAGUGGAGGCAGGGCUGGUGCUACAGCCGCCCGCAGGGCAGAGGGUCUCACGGGGCAGAGGGGCUCGCGGGGUAGAGGGCUGCAGCUGUGAGGCCUGCUCUGUGGCUGCUCUGUGGACACCUGCCACCCAGGAGCACUGGCUGUCCCACCGUGAAGGAGAGUGAAAGAUUCCA
Molecule: messenger RNA, 4020 nt
Organism: Marmota flaviventris (yellow-bellied marmot)
Lineage: Eukaryota; Metazoa; Chordata; Mammalia; Rodentia; Sciuridae
Product: KIAA0513 ortholog
Source: RefSeq, a predicted model, not a curated record